Messenger RNA from Linum trigynum, 4438 nucleotides. NCBI's taxonomy places the organism in Eukaryota, Viridiplantae, Streptophyta, Magnoliopsida, Malpighiales, Linaceae. The record is from the annotation of a GenBank genome assembly.
GUUCUUGAUGUGUUUCUUGCCUUUCGCACGAUGGUUGAUAAUUAUUUUUCCACCACCAUUCGUCGUCUAUAUUCCGAUGGUGGAGGAGAAUUCCAGAAGUUAAGUUCCAUGCUUCUUGCUCUGGGAUCAGUCAUCUCCUUACUCCUCCCCAUACACCUGAGCAUAACGGCCUGGCCGAACGAAAACACCGUCAUAUCAUUGAAACUGGUAUCACUCUCCUACAUUAUGCUCAUUUAGCUACCAUCUUUUGGUCUUAUGCUUUCUCUACUGCCGUUUACUUAAUCAAUCGUUUGCCUUCCUCUGCUCUGCAUGGACAAAUCCCUUAUACUGCUCUCUUCAACAUUAUGCCCAAUUAUCAUAAACUUCGCAUAUUUGGCUGUCUGUGCUACCCCUGGUUACGCCCAUACUCGUCCCAUAAACUUGAUCCUCGCUCCCGUCCAUGCCUGUUCCUUGGUUACUGUCCGCAAAUGAGUGCGUACAAAUGUUUCGAUCCCCACUCCCAUCGUGUUUUCCUAUCCCGUCAUGUUCACUUUGUUGAAACUUCGUUUCCUGGCUAUUUAUCUAACCCUCCUGCAGAGUCUUCCCUCGUGGCCUCAUGGAUCACAGACACCGGCCCCACCAUUACCACCAUUCCAUUUCAUGUGACAUCCCCGACUGCUCCUCCGGUACGGGCCUCCUCUGGCGCAGGCCCUUUGCACUCAACAUCACCAACUGGGCCGCCCCAGCCCGCUGGCCCAUCCUCCUGCCCUGGGCCCCGCCCCCCUCUUCCUCUGGCCCAUUGCCAGCCACCAGCGCCCUGCCUGGCCCGUCCUCCCGCUCUGGGCCCAUGCCCUCCUCUUUCUCGGGCCCAUCGCCCCACAACUCCCCGCUCUCUACUUCGGACGUGCUAGCCCCUGCUGCCAAUAACCAGCCGGCCCAGAUCCAGGCCCCAACCUCACCCGAGCCCACAACCCAGCGGCCCACUGCCCCGCCGCCUGUCCAGCGCUCCCAUCCGAUGCGCACUCGGGCCCAAUCUGGCAUUCACAAGCCCAAGCGGCUCUUUUCAGCUUUAUUUACAACCUGGGCGCCACCUCUUGAGCCUCGUUCAGUCAAUGAAGCCAUGCAGUAUGCUGAAUGGGACUCCGCUCUUCGCACUGAGCACAAUGCUCUUCUUCGCAAUCACACAUGGGAUCUUGUUCCUCGCCAACCUCACUUCAACGUUCUGGGUAACAAAUGGGUCUACCGGAUUAAGCAUCAUUCUGAUGGCUCGAUCAAUCUCUUCAAAUGUCGCCUUGUUGCGAAAGGAUUUCAUCAACGCCCCGGGGUGGAUUUUCAGGAUACAUACAGUCCGGUCGUCAAACCUGUGACAGUCCGCACGGUUUUCACCAUUGCUCUCUCUCAGAGUUGGCCCAUUAAACAGUUUGACGUCAACAAUGCUUUCCUUCAAGGCCCUCUAGAUGAUGAGGUCUACAUGGUCCAACCUCCGGGCUUUGUUGAUCCAUUACAUCCACACCAUGUUUGCCGCCUUCGUCGUGCUAUCUAUGGCUUACGUCAAGCUCCACGGGCCUGCUACACUGCUCUCAGUUCUUUCCUCAUUGAGUUUGGUUUCCGGAAGACUGAAUCUGAUGCAUCCCUCUUCGUCUAUCAGCAAUCGGGCAUUAUCCUCUAUUUUCUGGUCUAUGUUGACGAUUUAUUGCUCACUGGCAAUGAUGUUGCUGCUCUGACAGCCUUCCAGACAGCUCUUGCCCACAAGUUUUCCCUCAAGGCACUGGGAGAUGUGAAUUACUUUCUGGGAAUAGAGGUUAUACCAACAGCGACGGGCUAUAUUCUCUCUCAGCACAAAUAUAUGACCGACAUUCUUGCCCGAUUUCAUAUGUUAGACGCUGCUCCGGUCUCCACGCCCCUUGCGUCCUCUGUCUCCUUGACUCUUCAUGACGGCACCUGUCCGACUGAUGCUACGCGGUUCCGGCAAGUACUGGGUGCUCUGCAGUACCUCGUCUACACCCGUCCUGACAUUGCCUUCUCCAUCAACAAGCUCUCCCAGUACAUGCACUCUCCAUCCUCUCAUCAUUGGCAGUGCCUCAAACGGCUACUUCGCUAUGUUUGUGGUACUCUCUCCUAUGGCUUAGCCAUCCGGCGCUCAUCUCUUCCUAUGCGCAUCACAGCCUUUGCCGACUCUGACUGGGCCGGGAACAUUGAUGAUCGCACAUCCACAUCCGCCUAUCUGGUAUACCUGGGCUCCACACUCAUCUCCUGGCAUUCUCAAAAACAACGGACGGUUGCCCGCAGCAGUACGGAAGCAGAAUAUCGUGCCAUCGCCCAUGCGACUGCUGAGCUGGAAUGGGUUCGCAAUCUCUUACAAGAGCUUCAUCAACCCCUCACCGAGUCUCCCACUGUCCUCUCAGAUAAUCUUGGUGCCACGCAUUUCAGUGCCAAUCCGGUCUUCCACUCUCGCAUGAAGCAUUUGGCUCUUGAUUAUCAUUUUGUUCGCCAGCUCGUUCAGUCAGGCCGUCUCAGUGUCCGCUAUAUACCGACCGCUCAACAAUUGGCCGACAUGCUGACCAAGCCCCUAGCCGCCUCUCGGUUCCUGCUACUUCGGUCCAAGAUUGGAGUCGUUGACACCUCCUCCAUCUUGCGGGGGCGUAUUAGAGAAAAAGAAUAACCAUUCUUUUUAUUUUUCCCCUAAUUACUCGGCCCUCUCUCUCCCUGUAACUUCUCCACUUCUCUUGUACUUUCUCCACUUCCCUUCUUUCUCUCAACUGUAUCUCCUGUAAAGCUGUAUAAAACAUAACUCAAUAAAUAGAAGCAAAUCACGUUGGAUUGCAUUCUGAUUUUCCUCAACAACAAAUCCUCUUUUCCAAUAGAUACAGCAUCCCACGGGGCCUAUUGCUACCAAAACUCAAGCACCAAUUUCGCCUCAGAGUUCUCCAUUUGAUCAACUACAAUUUUGAUCAGUUCAAGGAUAUCAAUAUCGACAUGAACAGUGUUCAAAGCAACCCUUUUGUGAGCCUUGGCAGCUCCCUCGGGGAGCUUUAUCUAUUGUGAGCCGGUGCCUCUUGCUUACGGGACUUGCUUCUGUUCACUAUUGUGGGGAUUCGGAGGCUUCAGGUUCGGAAUCUUCCCAAUCUGAAGUACUUGUGGUUUGACCAACUCCCAGUGGAGGAUUUAGAGAUUACAGGAGUCCCGUCUCUGAAAAACUUGUACAUCAGUUAUGCACCUUUGGGAGGUGAUUUUGUGGUGUCUUCGAUGCCAAAUCUCAAAGUGCUAGAAAUUCAUGGUAUGAAAUUCAGAUUUUCAAACUGUUGGGUUUUAUCAGUUUCAUCCUUUUUCUUCACAAAAUCUCACCUUUUUUUUUGUUUCAUUUUCAGAUGUAUACAAAUUGACGGAGCAGAAGUUUGAUGAGCUGAUGUCGAAGUCUCCAUCUUUGGGGUCACUUACUCUGGAUGGUCUUAAUUUAGUACAAAAACUGAAGAUUAUCAACCAUGACAAGCCUUGGAAAUUCCAUCUGUCUUCUUGGUAUGAAUUGCAAGUAAUUGAAAUGAAUGCUCCGAAGCUAUGUCAUUUCAUAUAUUUGGGAAGGAUUGAUUUCUUUAUUAAAAUCUUAGGCGAGGUCACUGACUAUCGCAAACAGGCUGGUCCAUCUCUUGAUGCACAAUAUAGGAGCUUUGGAAAGGCUGGUCAUUCUCGAAUUCGACUAUUUAUCAUAUUACAAGGUACAUUCACAUAUAUUUUUUGCAUACAUGUACUACAAUACGUCAUUUUCCUUCUCUUAUUGGAAUAUAUUCAUCUUGGCGUGGCUUACAAACAUGUAAACAGUAAACGCCUAUUUGUACCAAACUGACAGCAUCCAUAAAAAAAUUGUAUUAUUGUCAAUCGAUUUCUUAUUUUAUGUUUUGUUUAUUUGUUGUAUUGUAUAUUGGUACUAUUUGCAGUGCCAUUGGAAAAAAGUUCAGGAGAAGCUUCCUAUUCCAAGAAUUAAACAUGUGAAGAUUUCACGUAAUUUCUGUGGAUCAUUCAACAAGGAUGUUUUUCUUGACGGGUUAUUCCAGAAUUUUCAUCCUAAUUAUUUAAGUUUCAAUCAAAUCGGUCUAUCCUCUUUAUCAAAUGAAGGCUUAUUGUUAACUGUCAAGGUACGUAUGAUCUUUAACUGUUCGCGCAACAACAAAAAAGCCUUUAUUUUUUACUCGUUGGACUCGAACUCUCAACUCUUUCCUGCCCGAGCCCUUACUCCUUAAGCAUCAGAUAGGAAACAUACCUAUUAGUCCAAAUUCUACUAAAAAAACAUAACUAUCUUUCAUAAAUUUUCUUAUAGUUAUUCUAUGAAGCAUUAAUCUUCUUCUAGUAGUUUUGUCAUACGAGCUUUAUUGACGGAAUAACAUAGUUGCUUUUGCUCUAUUUGUUGACAGUAUAUAUGCAAACAAUUUAUGGAGAGAGAAUAUGAUAAAAAUCAUUGUGGAAU